UGUGGAGAACACGGGGUGCCGCACUCCUCCCGUUUCGGCCCUCAGGACACCUGAAUGAAUGAAGAAAUGAAUUAAUUAAACCUUGGAGCAGAAGUCCAAGUGAUUGGCUGACAUUAAUGCUGAUGGAUGGAGUGGGCUUCGAGCCGCAGAGCGAGUCCUAAAGAUGGGGCGUUUCUGUGUUCUUAUGAGGCAAACCGCAGACGCAGUCGAUGAGAUUUUGGUUUCUGUCGGUGACGUAGGGACAUCGGUGACAGCCAGCAGGCUCGGUGGGGGUGCAGUGACAGAGAAAUUCACACAGAACACAUCACACGCUUAAAAAUCAGACGUCCAAAGGCAACUUGUCCCUAAAAAUAUUCAAGCUGCUGUAUUAAGUAUCGUGGCAGUGAGUUUGGGGCUUGAAUGAGAGACUUUUUCGGCAGAGGACCGUUCUGUCCAGGCACUGGGGGGUCCUGCCAGUAACUAGACUGUCCCUUGUGCCGCCCGGUCACCCAACAUUGCACUUUCUGUAUUAAGGACAAAGUGAAGAUGUACCAUGAUUUACAAGCUAUUUUCCAUUUGCUGGAGAUCCUGGGGCAGCAUAUGAAGAUCUGCAUUUAAGGCAUGAGAAGCUGACACAGCGCUGAGAGGACCUGCUUUGAAACAUCGGGCGAAGAGAAACUUUUCCUGAAGGGAUCAGGAUCAUAAAGGCAACGUUAUCACUCAGCUGGAGCACUGUGAGGGGGAGGACGAUCAGGUGGGGGUGCACUAUGCUGCCAGCUUGGCUGCACUCAUGCCCCCAGGGGGCUCAGAAGCUGCUCUGCAGGAGGGUGGGUGUGGCCUUGGGGCUGCUCUGCUGCAUGUGCCUGGUCCACAGUGACAUGCAGGGCUGCCUCAGUGCCUGUCUGUGUGCUGGAGAUGUGGUCGCCUGCAGCGGCCGCAACAUCUCUUCCGUUUCCAUGCACGGCCUGACCUUUGCCUCCAGGCUGGACCUCAGCUACAACCAGAUUUCUGUGCUCGACGCAGAGUGGACCCCCGUGCCCCUGGCCAAGCUGGAUACGUUGAUUCUGAGCCAUAAUGUCAUCAGCCACUUGUCUCCUGGCUCCCUGUGCCGGCUGCCCAUCCUCCGAUAUGCGGACUUGUCCUCCAACAGACUGAGAAGCCUGAGCGCGUUGACGUUCUGUGAGCUCCAGCAUCUGGAGGUGCUGCUGCUGUUUAACAACCAGAUCUCGGAAAUUAGCCCUCAGAGUUUCGCUGGACUCCACAGUCUCCACAGGGUGUACCUGAGCUGGAACCGGCUCACCGAGUUCCCUACCGGGAUUCUGGUGGGAAAACUCAGUCUUCCACACUUGGAAUUCUUGGACCUGUCCAAUAACUUACUCACAGGAGUUCCGGUUCAUGACAUCAUGUCUCUGCCAUCCAGGCAACAGGCUGGAAUUUAUCUCCAUGGGAACCCACUGGUGUGUGACUGUGCACUGCACGCCCUGCUCUGGUACUGGGCCAGACGGAGCUUCCUUCCUGUCAUUGAUUUCCGUGGCGAUUACACGUGUUUCCUUUCUGGCUUUGGCACGGCCGUAAGCCCGUUGCCCCUCAACUGCUCAGGCCGAGUCAUGGAUGCGCCCCUGGACUACGAAAGGGGCGUGUCCAAAGUGCACGUGGGCGACACCCUCAUCCUGCACUGUGGUGACUCUGCCCCUGCUCAGCUACACGAGCCCCUGCUGUGGCUCACACCUGCCCAGAGUGUGCUGUGGCCCGGUGACCACACAGAGGCGCUGCGCGUCUAUCCCAAUGGCAGCUUGCUGCUCACGGCGGCCCGUCCCGAGGAUUCUGGGACCUACACCUGCAUUACUUUCAUGUCCAUGGGGAAUCUGAGCCGCACCGUGGAGGUAGUUGUGAGGGAGCGGGAUCCUAAUGACCAGACCUUCAGCACAGCCUUGACCACACUGGCAUCCUGCGGAACCAGCCUCGUACUGGUUUUGCUCUACCUCUACCUGACUCCGUGCCACUACUGGUGCAAGGACAAGAAGGCGUCACGCCUGGCUAGGAACCAUGCCAACGUUUGGGGCGGUACCCGCUAUGAGACGGAGGGCGAUACACAUACUAGCAGAACGGGUAGCCCCGUGGUGGGAGUCGUUUUUACUCUGCCCGAUGAUGGAAAUGCUUCUUACACCCAAGGGAUCAGCGCAGGUCCGAUGGACGAUGCCCUGGGCGGGACAGUGAAUACCCAUGAUUCCUAGCUAUCUCUGUGAAGCUGGGAAGGUUGUUUUUUGUCGAACUAUCUAAUAGGUAUCAUUGUCAUCAAUGUUCUUAUUGUUACUUUAAAUGUACUCAGUCAAUUAAGCUCACGUUUGCACUUUUUUUCUCUCCCUAAUUUCUGGUAGUUGUUUUUGUGUGUUAUCAAUCAAAUUUUAAAGGCCCUGGCACUGUGCAAAACUAUAGCUGAUUCUAUACUGAGAUAUUUUCCCAAAACGCCAAAAGUAAAUCUGUCCACACACUAUUAAUUUAUAAGCACCUAGUGCAAAAGAGAGAGCUUGAUAUGGGGGAGGACAUGACUUAAUAAUUUAAAUGUAAAGGUCUAUUUGUUGGAGCCGGGGGUGUGUGUGUGUGUGUGUGUGUGGCAAAAGAAGCCAAAUUAAAUAUUGGUUGGAUACACGUCCUCCCCAUCCCUCCAGGUUCCUACGCCCCUGACAAGCAUUGUUACUGCGGUACAAACAUCGCUUCAGUAACACGAAGACAGUUCGUGCUCUUGAAUUUAUCAAACGUAGAUGCGCCCAUGUGACCAAAUGUCAAAAACACUCGGCGUAAGAGCUUUGCUUUAGGAGACAUUUUUUAAAGUUAAAGCCCGCGUUAUGAACUCUGUAUGCUGUGCAGUAGGGAUUUACAGUGCCAUUUUCAGAGUCACACUUCCCGUCGUGUGAAUCAUGCCGCUGUGCAAUGUUUAAUUUUGAUCUGUUUUCAGUUUCCGUCAGGGUGAAAUGAUGAGAUGACAUUGUUCGUAACGCUCGCUGCAUCUAUAAAUAGUGUUUAUUAAACAGAUUCAGCAGGGACCUGAUGUCUUUGAG
Molecule: messenger RNA, 3038 nt
Organism: Paramormyrops kingsleyae
Lineage: Eukaryota; Metazoa; Chordata; Actinopteri; Osteoglossiformes; Mormyridae
Product: amphoterin-induced protein 2-like
Molecular function (GO): protein binding
Source: RefSeq, a predicted model, not a curated record